Yamadazyma tenuis ATCC 10573 is the source of this 3367-nucleotide messenger RNA. Lineage: Eukaryota; Fungi; Ascomycota; Pichiomycetes; Serinales; Debaryomycetaceae. The record is from RefSeq and is a predicted model, not a curated record.
ACAUUUACCAACACAUAACUCUUCUUACCAAUGUCAUUGCAAGAGGACAAUUGCUUGCGAGACAGACAAAUCGCCACUUUGGAGCGGAUGCUUCAUCUUAAUAAAGAUGGCUCUGCCGACUUGACGUUGGCAGUGCCGUCAUCCCAGGGCGAUGACCUCGUGUGGAAGGCUCUCGUGCUCGACGCCAAGUCCCAGAGCAUCAUCUCGUCGGUGCUACGAGUAAACGACUUGUUGCGGUGUGGAAUCACCAUCCACUCACUUAUAUCCUCUCCUAGAUCUCGGUUGGCAGACGUGCCCGUCAUCUACUUUGUCGAACCCACGCCAGCAAAUGUCUCGGCUAUCCUCGAUGAUCUCGCCGCCGACCGCUACGACGAUUUCUACAUCAACUUUACGUCGCUGCUUCCAAGAGCGCUCCUUGAAGACUUUGCUAAACAGGUGCUGUUGGCUGGUAAAAGCACCAAGAUCCGCCAAGUGUACGAUCAGUACUUGGACUAUGUGGUGACAGAACAGUCGUUGUUUUCGCUCGACUUUCCGAAUACUUUCACUCGUUUCAACCACCCAUCUACUAAAGAAGACGAAAUCCACCACCUCGCUGAAGUGUUGAGUAGUGGGUUGCUCUCGGUGGUGUUGACGUUAGGUUCGGUGCCAGUGAUACGGUGCCAGCGGAACGGGCCUGCAGAGCUCGUGGCCACGCAGUUGGACCUCAAACUUCGUGACCAUCUUGCAAACUCCAAGAGUCUUUUGUCGUCCCAGUCCUCGAUCCACCAACGGUCGGUGUUGGUGUUGUUGGACAGAAGCGUCGACCUUCUGUCAAUGUUUAGCCAUUCGUGGAUAUACCAGUGCAUGAUAAGUGAUGUUUUCCGGUUGAAACGGAAUACCGUCCGUGUGGACGGAAAAGACUAUGAUCUUGACCCCAAGGACUUUUUCUGGAAUAAGAAUGCCCAGUUACCGUUCCCGGACGUGGUAGAAAAUGCCAACGUCGAGUUGGAGCUGUACAAGCACGAUGCGCACGAGUUGACCGCCAGAACCGGUAUCACUUCGUUGAACGACAUUGAUGAUAACGACCACAACGACACUGGCAAGAUUCAACAGGCCGUCAAUGCUUUGCCCGAGUUGACUGCCCGUAAGGCUACCUUGGAUAUGCAUAUGGAUGUGUUAGCGUCAUUGUUGAAAGAAUUAGAGGCUAAGAGCUUGGAUCGGUUUUUUGAGCUUGAGCAGAGCUACAACAAUCCCAAGGUUCAAGCCCAGUUUUUGGAGCUUUUGAACGAACCUUCCAAGAAGAAUAAUAUUGCUGAUAAGUUGAGGACAUUCAUUAUUCUUUACUUGUUGGUGGACAAUCUCUCCAGCUCGUUUGUGGAUGAAGUCAAGGCCAAAUUCAACCAACUCGACCCCAAUCUUGACUUAAGUGGAUUGAAGUAUAUCGAGAAAUUCAAGCAAAUCAGCAAAUUGUCAAAUAUGGCAUCGUUGGGAGAGAUCGAAGCCCCGGGUGAGUUGAGUGGGGGACUGAACUCGGCGUUGUUCAAUAACUUGUCGUCAAGACUCUAUGGUCUCACCGAGGGCCGUCUUACAGAAGGAUUGAGUUCUCUUACUUCGGGUCUCAAGAAACUUCUUCCCAACAAAAAGAACUUGGCCAUCACCAGCAUCGUUGAAGCAUUCAUGGACCCCACAAACGCUUCAGGAGCAUCAGUGCAAAUCACCGACGACUACCUCUAUUUGGACCCCAAGUUACGUGGAGGACACUCCAAACCCCCCAAAAGACAGAGCUACAAGAACUCCAUUGUGUUUGUGGUUGGUGGUGGGAACUAUGUGGAGUAUCAGAACCUCCAGGAAUUGGCCGAGUCCCACCAGGGCAUUAAUGAUAUCAUUUACGGAAGUUCCGAUAUCGUCACCGCCCAGGAGUUCUUGGACGAAUGUACGGAAUUGGGUCGACUCGAGUCUUAAACGGAGAAUAUACAUAUAUAGAUAGCUACUAGUUACGAGCCUCAAUAAAGCCGGUGGCCUGUUCUAACACCUGGAUGGAUCUUCUUGAGUCCAAAAACAACACUUCACACUCUUCAACAUCAUCAAGAGUGAUUUCUUGACGACCAGAAGUUUUGGCCAAAAUCCCUGCGGGCAGCAACAAUUGUACCGAGUACCGCAACGAAGUGUUAACCCCAUGCUCGGCCAAUCUGUCCAAUGCAGGAGGUGUUACCACCAAUCCUUCCAAGGUAGCUCUUUUGCCCAAAAUGGCCCGAACUUCUUCCUGGGUAUACGACAACGUCCGCACAAUCAAUAACCGGUCAAUCAAGUCAGGAGGACAUCCAUGAGGCGCCUGGAUGUCGUCGUCAGCCCCGCGAACCGUCGUCAAGCCUCUAUUGGAAGCCAACACCACGAGAGGUGCAAUGGAGCUCUCCAAGGCCUUGUUCAAGUAGGUGAAAAUUUCCAUAUCCAACAUGUUCACUUCAUCCACAAACAACACCCCUGGAAUCAACUCGGCCACACCCUGGUCGAUAUACUUCGACACCACCUUGUUAACCUCCGUACGCAACUUGUCGGUGAUUUCAGUCUUUUUGGGCUUCAACAACUGUCCCAUCAUCAGAAGCACAUCCUGGCCUCCCUGAGGACGAGCAUUAGCCACGUCCAAGUCGUGCAAUGUCACGUCCUGGACAAUCUCCUUCUUUUUGUGCACUUCUCCCUUAGGCAACGGAACAUACUCUUCUGCUUCAAGGUCAUACUCGGUGGCAUAGGCAUCUGAACGACCAACCCGUUUGACGGUUCCGGUGUUGGCUUCAAUAUAGAUGACAUCACCAAUCGUCACCCGUUCCUUCUGGAUGCUCUCGUAGAUGCUGGGGUCCAACCGCAAGUUUUUGGUUCCUUUGGCAGUUUUUAACCCAACAAUCACAUGGCUGAUGGUCUUACCAUACCCACCCAAAGGGUUUUCGGUUUCUUCCGGUGUCAAUUCGAUCACCUCUCCCUCAUACACCUCUUUUGUUUCUUUGAUUCUUAAGCCAAUGGCUCUUCUGAAGUUUUCCAUCAAAGCGGCGGUUUUUUUCACUUCAGCAGAGUAGAGUUCACUACCAACAAUCGGGCAAAAGGGCACCUUGGGCCCAAGCUCCUGCGAGAUGGCGAGGGCCAACGCCGUCUUCCCAGUGCCAGGGGGCCCGGCGAGGAGAAUGGCUCUUCCACUCAUUCGUUUGGAUUUGAUCAAGUCCACAAUGAUUCCGCAAGCUUCACGAGCAUCGCUCUGGCCCACGAAGCCGCCCUCGAUUCGCUUGGCCACACCCUUUUCAUCGAGCCCAAGACCCUUGAUAUGGGUGUGGGCGGCGGUUCUGGCUUCACGGACCUGUCCGUCUUUUACGUCUGUGAUUUGUACCAUGGUGAUGAUGUA